This is a messenger RNA of Enhydra lutris kenyoni (northern sea otter), 1180 nucleotides long. Its product is annotated as cytochrome c1, heme protein, mitochondrial. Bases 1 to 984 code for a protein of 327 amino acids. Gene Ontology annotation, biological process: mitochondrial electron transport, ubiquinol to cytochrome c. Gene Ontology annotation, molecular function: heme binding; electron transfer activity. NCBI's taxonomy places the organism in Eukaryota, Metazoa, Chordata, Mammalia, Carnivora, Mustelidae. The transcript has 7 exons. The record is from RefSeq and is a predicted model, not a curated record.
AUGGCGGCGGCGGCGGCGACGGCUUCGCUUCGCGGGGCGGUGCUGGGCCCGCGGGGCGCGCGGUUGCCGGGCGCGCGGGCCCGGGGUCUGCUGUGCGGCGCGCGGCCCGGCCAGCUCCCGCUGCGGACGCCUCAGGCAGUGUCCUUGUCGUCGAAGGCCAGUCUGUCCCGGGGCCGGAAAGUGAUGCUGUCAGCGUUGGGCAUGCUGGCGGCAGGGGGUGCAGGGCUAGCUGUGGCCCUACAUUCCGCCGUGAGUGCCAGUGACCUGGAGCUGCACCCCCCCAGCUAUCCGUGGUCCCACCGUGGCCUCCUCUCUUCCCUGGACCACACCAGCAUCCGGAGGGGUUUCCAGGUGUACAAGCAGGUGUGCUCCUCCUGCCACAGCAUGGACUACGUGGCCUACCGCCACCUGGUGGGUGUUUGCUACACGGAGGAAGAAGCGAAGGCGCUGGCCGAGGAGGUGGAGGUUCAGGAUGGCCCCAACGAGGAUGGGGAGAUGUUCAUGCGGCCCGGGAAGCUGUCUGACUACUUCCCCAAACCGUACCCCAACCCGGAGGCUGCUCGAGCAGCCAACAACGGGGCACUGCCCCCUGACCUCAGCUACAUCACACGGGCUAGGCACGGUGGCGAGGACUACGUCUUCUCCCUGCUAACGGGCUACUGUGAGCCACCCACCGGGGUGUCGCUGCGAGAGGGCCUCUACUUCAACCCCUACUUUCCUGGCCAGGCCAUCGGCAUGGCUCCUCCCAUCUACGACGAGGUUCUGGAGUUCGAUGACGGCACCCCAGCCACCAUGUCCCAGGUGGCCAAGGACGUGUGUACCUUCCUGCGCUGGGCAUCUGAGCCAGAGCACGACCAUCGCAAACGCAUGGGGCUCAAGAUGUUGAUGAUGAUGGGCUUGCUGUUUCCCCUGAUCUACGCCAUGAAGCGGCACAAGUGGUCAGUCCUGAAGAGCCGGAAGCUGGCGUAUCGGCCGCCCAAGUGACCCUGCCCCGUGUCUGCUCACUGUCUGGUCUGGAUAGGGCCUCCAGCCCAGGAGCCACUCUGGACCUGUUCAGGCCUCAGCGGGCCCUCUUGAAAAGCCCUGAUUUCUUGGGUAAAAGAGGGGAGGGGCCAGGAGACCGGGUUCUGGCUCCAAAAUCUUCAGUCUCCGUCAUGGAAAUAAAUUAAGUUUCUCAACA